This is a messenger RNA of Panthera uncia (snow leopard), 1842 nucleotides long. RefSeq names its product ubiquitin conjugating enzyme E2 Q2 (gene UBE2Q2). NCBI's taxonomy places the organism in Eukaryota, Metazoa, Chordata, Mammalia, Carnivora, Felidae. Gene Ontology annotation, molecular function: protein binding. The record is from RefSeq and is a predicted model, not a curated record. The coding region runs from base 294 to 1427 and encodes 377 amino acids. The transcript has 13 exons.
GUAGCGGGGGCGGUGUCGCUGUUGCCCUUUUAAGCCGCGGGGCCGCGGUCCCCUGCCGGCAGAGUCAGUUACAAAGAGAGCAGCCGCUCCGGCCGCUCGCUACACAGUUGCUGGCCGAGGCCUCGGUGUCCCUAGCCAUUUUCAGCCGCCAUCCCACGCGGGCCUCGGCGGCGGGGAGAGGCGGAGCCGCAAGAGCGCGGUCCCGGACCGGCCCUGCGGGGCGGUCGCGGCCGUGACGGCGGCCCCGGGCCCGGCUCCCCUUUCGCACCCCUCCUGCCGGAGAUGAGGGGAAGAUGUCCGUGUCAGGGCUCAAGGCAGAGCUGAAGUUCCUGGCGUCCAUCUUCGAUAAGAACCACGAGCGAUUCCGCAUCGUCAGCUGGAAGCUGGACGAGCUCCAUUGCCAGUUCCUGCUGCCGCCUGCGGCACCGCCCGGCAGCCUACACUCGCCGCCGCCGCCGCUCACACUCCAUUGCAACAUCACGGAAUCUUACCCGUCUUCUUCACCAAUAUGGUUUGUGGACUCCGAUGACCCAAAUCUGACAUCAGUUCUGGAACGUCUAGAAGACACUAAGAACAACAAUUCGCUUCGUCAGCAAUUGAAGUGGUUGAUAUGUGAACUCUGCAGAUUAUAUAACCUUCCUAAGCUCCUGGAUGUUGAGAUGCUAGAUCAACCAAUACCCACGGGUCAGAAUGGGACAACAGAAGAAGUAACUUCAGAAGAAGAGGAAGAAGAAGAGAUGGCUGAAGAUAUAGAAGACUUGGAUCACUAUGAGAUGAAGGAAGAAGAGCCUAUUAGUGGAAAAAAGUCAGAGGAUGAAGGAAUUGAAAAAGAAAAUUUGGCAAUAUUAGAGAAAAUUAGGAAGACCCAAAGGCAAGACCAUCUCAAUGGUGCAGUAUCUGGGUCUGUGCAAGCUUCAGAUAGGCUAAUGAAAGAGCUCAGGGACAUAUACAGAUCACAGAGUUAUAAAGCAGGGAUUUAUUCAGUGGAACUCAUAAAUGACAGUUUAUAUGACUGGCAUGUUAAACUGCAGAAGGUCGACCCUGAUAGUCCUUUGCACAGUGAUCUUCAGAUCUUAAAAGAAAAAGAAGGCAUAGAAUAUAUUUUGCUUAACUUCUCUUUUAAGGAUAAUUUUCCAUUUGAUCCUCCAUUUGUUCGAGUGGUGUUACCUGUUCUCUCAGGAGGGUAUGUGUUGGGUGGUGGAGCACUAUGUAUGGAACUUCUCACAAAACAGGGCUGGAGCAGUGCCUACUCAAUAGAAUCAGUCAUCAUGCAAAUCAAUGCUACCUUAGUGAAAGGCAAAGCCAGAGUACAGUUUGGAGCAAAUAAGAAUCAGUAUAAUCUAGCAAGAGCCCAACAAUCCUAUAAUUCCAUUGUACAGAUACAUGAGAAAAAUGGCUGGUACACCCCUCCAAAGGAAGAUGGCUAAAUAUGUUGACUGUCGUAUGUUUGGACCAAUGUUGCUUUAAAGAAAAUCUUUCCAACAUGCAGACACAAGCUUUGAGUGCCCCUAUAACAGCAGUACUGAAGACGUUAGCUAAUAGAUAUUUUAGUGGAUAAUCUGUCAACUGACAUCCAGUAUGAGUUACAGCCUUUUCGUUUUGCUCAUUUUAGGUAUUGUGGACUGAGCAGUGGGGCCUUUACUGUAUUUUUUGUGAUAAAUACACAUACUGGCCACUCAUGAUCUCUUUUUCUUGAAAAGUGAAAUCUGUUAAGCAGAAAGUCAGCAUCAGGUUACAGAAGUUGCGACUGUAGGGUAACUUUCCCACAUUGAGCUCGUGUGUUAUGAGGACUUGCAAUAUACUGUUCCAUUUAGAGCCAAUAAAAGUUUAAUUGAUGUUUAA